GCGCGAGAACAGGACAGUCCUGGUUUCCGCAAUUAACACGCGCAGACAAGACGAGCAGUUCACUUUAGAUGAGCAGGCCGUGCUGAAGUGGCCAUGUGCCUCGCCGCUGUGGUGCUGCGCAACACGCCGCCAGGUUUCUUCACGCCAACUUAGCAACUCAUCACACGGAUUUAACGGUCAGUGAAGAGUCCGGGGUUUUUCUCUCUUUUUUCAGGUGCUAAAGAGGCUUUGAGAGCCGCUUCAGACGACAUGCAAGAAGGUGGUGGAUAAUGUCAGCUGCGCGGCUCGUCCUGGGUGUCUGACGGACGCUAUGGAUUUGCUCUGAUUGCUGAUUUCCUCUCUGAUACGGCGUCGAAUGGCUGCGACUCCCACUUCGAGGGCUGCGAACAUUCCGCAGAAAACUGCCUGCUAGUCUACAGUGAGGAUUUAACUGGAAAGGCUGAAGGAGAGGAGUAAACAAAUAAACAAACAAACAAACACACACAGAACAACUCUGCGCUCGUUUUGCGCUGUAUGGACAGAGAGACGCGACCAUGGAGCACACGGGCAUCGAAGAGGUGAACCAAACGCACCAGCAGCACGAGCCCAUCAGCUUCGGGAUCGACCAGAUCCUGAACAACACGGAGCAGCCGAGCAGCUGCAUGGUGCCGAGCAGGGCCAGCGAGCCGGACUAUCCGCUGGCCUCCGGCGUGUAUGCCAACGGCUACAACGGCGUGUACAGCCCGGCCUGCUCCAUGGCGCCGGGCCUGGCGGGCUCCUACAACGUCAACAUGAACAUGAACGUGAGCAUGAACAUGAACGUGAACGUGAGCUCGGGGAACGCAGGGGGAGUUAUCCGCGUGCCCGCGCACAGGCCCAUGCCCCCCGCGCCCCAUCCACCAACCGCCGCCCACCCAGCGGGCAUCGCGGCUGGACUGCCUACAGUGCCCACCGUGCCCAGCAUGGGCAGCCCGUCCAGCUUCACCUUCCCCUGGAUGGAGAGUAGCAGGAGGUUCGCCAAGGACAGACUCACUGCCGCGCUUUCUCCGUUCUCCGUCACGCGGCGGAUCGGUCACCCGUACCAGAACCGCACGCCGCCCAAGCGGAAAAAGCCGCGCACCUCCUUCAGCCGCGUGCAGAUCUGCGAGCUGGAGAAGCGCUUCCACCGGCAGAAGUAUCUGGCGUCGGCGGAGCGCGCGACACUCGCCAAAGCGCUGAAGAUGACGGACGCGCAGGUCAAGACCUGGUUCCAGAACAGGAGGACAAAAUGGAGGAGACAGACGGCUGAGGAGCGAGAGGCGGAGAGGCAGCAGGCGAACCGUUUAAUGCUUCAGCUCCAGCAAGAGGCUUUCCAGAAGACCCUGAGCCAACCCCUCCAGCCGGACCCUCUCUGCCUCCACAACUCGUCCCUCUACGCUCUGCAAAACUUACAGCCCUGGGCAGAGGACAACAAGUCACACACAUAUAUACAUGGAAAGAAUUUAGGCUUUAUUUUCAAUGAUGGUGUGGAUUCAGCUUCCUCUUUGUAAUGAGAUAAUGCUGGCUGGGAAGAAAUGUGGGGGAGCUGCCUGUCUAACAGAGGGCGGGACUGCGUUGUCCCUUCUGACCCGAAACCCCGCGGAGCUGUAUGAUGAAUUUCACCCAUCAAGACGGCUGCUUGUCUACGUGCCGUUUGGCAUCGGCCAGACCGACGCAGCCAGUGACUCGUUUGUUCUUGUUGUUUUGCUUUGAACUCUGUAAGAUGUGUUUGUGAUGCAUGUUGACCGCGUCUCCUGCGCGUACACAGGGGCUGAAGACUUUUGUCGGUUUUGUCCAGCUGGAGUCCUCCUUCUUCACCUGAACUUUGCAAGCAAUUACGGACGCGCUCCCUAUGUAUUCCUUCAUGACAUGACAUUUAAAGCCGUUUUAUAUUAAACAUGAUUGUGACUUCUAACAAAAUCA
Pygocentrus nattereri (red-bellied piranha) is the source of this 1920-nucleotide messenger RNA. RefSeq names its product T cell leukemia homeobox 2 (gene tlx2). Gene Ontology annotation, cellular component: nucleus. Gene Ontology annotation, molecular function: DNA-binding transcription factor activity, RNA polymerase II-specific; RNA polymerase II cis-regulatory region sequence-specific DNA binding. The coding region runs from base 534 to 1508 and encodes 324 amino acids. Gene Ontology annotation, biological process: animal organ development; regulation of transcription by RNA polymerase II. The record is from RefSeq and is a predicted model, not a curated record. NCBI's taxonomy places the organism in Eukaryota, Metazoa, Chordata, Actinopteri, Characiformes, Serrasalmidae. The transcript has 5 exons.